Molecule: messenger RNA, 2572 nt
Organism: Heterocephalus glaber (naked mole-rat)
Lineage: Eukaryota; Metazoa; Chordata; Mammalia; Rodentia; Bathyergidae
Source: RefSeq, a predicted model, not a curated record
GGCCGUGGGCAGCCCCUUGGUCAUGGACCCUACCAGCAUCUGCAGGAAGGCACGGCGGCUGGCAGGACGGCAGGCCGAGUUGUGCCAAGCAGAGCCAGAAGUGGUGGCAGAGCUAGCCCGGGGCGCCCGGCUUGGGGUUCGAGAGUGUCAGUUCCAGUUCCGCUUCCGCCGCUGGAACUGCUCCAGCCACAGCAAGGCUUUUGGGCGCAUCCUGCAGCAGGAUAUUCGGGAGACCGCCUUCGUGUUUGCAAUCACUGCAGCGGGUGCCAGCCACGCAGUGACACAGGCCUGUUCCAUGGGUGAGCUGUUGCAGUGCGGCUGUCAGGCACCGCACGGACGGGCCCAGUCCCGGCCCCCUGGCCUGCCAGGCACCCCAGGACCUCCAGGGCCCGUGGGCUCCUCAGACACCAGUGCCGCCUGGGAGUGGGGAGGCUGUGGCGACGACGUGGACUUUGGGGACGAGAAGUCAAGGCUGUUUAUGGAUGCGCAACACAAGCGUGGACGUGGAGACAUCCGAGCUCUGGUGCAACUGCACAACAACGAGGCUGGCCGGCUGGCCGUUCGGAGCCACACGCGCACCGAGUGCAAGUGCCACGGUCUGUCCGGCUCAUGCGCGCUGCGCACCUGCUGGCAGAAGCUGCCCCCGUUCCGCGAGGUAGGCACGCGGCUGCUGGAGCGCUUCCACGGUGCCUCACGAGUCAUGGGCACCAACGACGGCAAAGCCCUGCUGCCAGCGGUCCGCACGCUCAAGCCACCGGGGCGCGCCGACCUCCUGUACGCAGCCGACUCGCCGGACUUCUGCGCCCCCAACCGGCGCACCGGCUCGCCAGGCACUCGCGGCCGCGCCUGCAAUAGCAGCGCCCCGGACCUCAGCGGUUGUGACCUGUUGUGCUGCGGCCGUGGGCACCGCCAGGAGAGCGUGCAGCUCGAGGAGAACUGCCUGUGCCGCUUCCACUGGUGCUGCGUAGUGCAAUGCCACCGGUGCCGCGUGCGCAAGGAGCUCAGCCUCUGCCUCUAACCCGCCGCCCGCCUCUCCAAACUGCGCAGAGCCGUAUCUCGGCCCCUGUGGGACUCCGGGGUCCAGCAGGGGGCGCUGCCGGGCCCCAGCUGCUCUCUGGAAAGUCCAUUUGACAGGCCUAUGAGAUGAGACCGGAAACUUGGAGUACACACGCUGGGUCUACGAAGAUUCAGGGCACCGGAGGGCUCCUGGAAAGGUGUUCUGAGAGUUUCUGGGGGCGAUUAUACAGGCUCCCUCCCUUUGGCCCCUCGGGUGGAAACAAAAACUCCAGUCUCUAGGCCUCUGGAGACCAGACUCCUCAGAACUGCUGGCCAUGGAAUGGGUGGGUGAGGUUCUUAUCAAUAAAGAUAUUUAAACCAGUAGUACUGGACCCUCAGCUUGGGAGGAGGGCUGGCCUCUUGUGGGCUCUGUGUAAAGGGAGGUGGUUUCCAUAGAACUCAGAUCUCAGGAGUCAUCACCCUGAGUCCUUGUCUCCCCUAACCAACCACCUUGGGCACUCUCCCUUGACCCUCUUUUGCUCCGUGUUGUCCCACAUGGAGGCCUGGAUCUGGGAAAGAAUCGGCAGUUGAUCUGUACAGGGACAAAUGAGAGGGUCCAGUAAAAAGGGACAGGACCCCUUUGGUGGUGUGCUCAGCUCUUGGUCCAACCCUCACCUUAAUUUUUAGGGGAUUAUGUCUGUUUCUGUGAGGCCUGGGGAACUCAAGGGGUGGACUUUCGCCCUGCCCAUGUUCAUGUGGUUAAAGUACUUUAUGAAUAUGGUGAAACUAGGUGAUUAGCCACACCAGCUUUGGUUACCACCAAAACUAACUUCACCCAGCCCCCACUCCCCCCACCUCCUUAGACCUGAAAAGACUGCCCGGGCAGCAUUUCUAGUCACACUUGGAGAGGAAGCAAGGUUAUCCUAAGGUUUCUCUUGGCACCCAUCCACAUGGUCUUCUCAUUCCACUCUGGAAGCUGAUGGUGAGGGUGAAGGGACACAGAGGAUGUUCUGGGUUCUCCAGAAGUCCUUAUCUUUAUCCAUAGCCCAACUGUGGGGAUGCAGGGCCCCCAUCUGCUCCCAAGCAGAACUCCCCAAUGGGAAAUGACUCCACCCAUCAAGGUAGGUAGGGUGCAUGAGCUUGGAUUCAGGUGCUACUGAUUAGAAUUUUACAACUCGGAGCAACUUGGCUUCAGUUUCUCUACCUAUACAAUGAGGAGAUCACAAUGUUUUGGAUCACCAGUCCUAAGAGUGUAAGCACAGAGUUGUCUAUAGGGAAUGUGUGCAGGAGGAGAGAAUGAAGGCAAGUAUUCAAAGAGAGGCAGAGAUAAAGCAGAAACAAUAGGUGUGGGAGGUGGGAGACUAGGGCAGGGGUUGAGAGAAACCUAUGACAUUUGAUUCCCUGGGGCUAAAUUCAGACUUAAUGAAUGGACUUCUCAUUCUUUAAUUCUCUUUGCCUACUCUAAAAGUUGGGUAUCUCUCUUUGCACUCAUGGCCUGCCCAAUACCUGCAAAGCAUCAGCUCUCUACCCCUAUUCUCACAGUAACUACCAUUUAUUAAACAUAAAUUUGAUAUAA